Molecule: messenger RNA, 449 nt
Organism: Contarinia nasturtii (swede midge)
Lineage: Eukaryota; Metazoa; Arthropoda; Insecta; Diptera; Cecidomyiidae
Exons: 4
Coding region: 1-420 (139 amino acids)
Biological process (GO): negative regulation of biosynthetic process
Source: RefSeq, a predicted model, not a curated record
AUGGUCGAAACGUUACAUUUCAACGUUAGAAUGUUCCAAUGCUAUAGAAAUUUUAAGGUCAGACGAGGAGGCGAUGACUUCUACUCAUCAGAUAUUGAACAUCUGAAUCGAUUCCCAUGCGGCGGCUAUUCUGACGAGUCCACCAUUGUUUAUCUAUCGCAUCCAUGUAAAGUUCUAACAUCAUUAGAGGAUAUAGGCUAUCGCGUUGUAGCGAGCUCAUCAACUUCCGUCAAACAGGAUUACAACGAGUAUAUGUGGACUAUGCGUGAAGUGACAAGUGAAUGUGAACAAUUGGCAUUUGACUCACAAUCAACCGUGGAUCGAGAUAACCUAGCGAACUCUGGUCGCGAAUUUUCUGUCGGUCGCGAAGUGUUAGCCAGUCAACUUCAUCAUUCACAAGUUGAUUUGCCUGAUGAAUAAAUGCAUAUGAAAUACCUACUACGAAUAUA